Messenger RNA from Kwoniella botswanensis, 3960 nucleotides. RefSeq lists its product as uncharacterized. The coding region runs from base 1 to 3960 and encodes 1319 amino acids. Gene Ontology annotation, molecular function: protein binding; GTPase activator activity. NCBI's taxonomy places the organism in Eukaryota, Fungi, Basidiomycota, Tremellomycetes, Tremellales, Cryptococcaceae. The transcript has 7 exons. The record is from RefSeq and is a predicted model, not a curated record.
AUGUCGGAAACCACUCCGACAGACAAGGAGAUCACACCGACCACCAAAGACGAGACGAAGAAAGAUGAGAUAUCACAUGAAUCCGAUUUAAAGACCGAUCACCCGGAUCAACCUUCUCAACCCAUAAAGUCAAGUACAUCAACCCAAUCUGCGAUAGUAUCCUCCCCACCACCCAUCACUCCUACUUCCCCUAUCACAGCCCCUCAGAUUGCAUCUUCUUUCUCCCUCGCUGCGCCCAGCACGACCGUGUCAGCCGCUUCACCCGCCAAGCGACGUCCUAAACCACCUACCAAAGGGAUCCUCAAACCGCCCCCACCGCCUGCCAAACCUACAUUAGGUAACAGGUUAAGGGAUAUAGUAGGAGGAGCAGUCAAUACAGCUGUCGGGACGACUUCGAGGCUAUUCGAUCCGACAGAGGAAACUGGCGCUGGUCCAAGCUCAGGUUCUAGCUCCGGCGCGGGACCAAGCUCUGCUAAUCUCCAAGCUACCUCUUCUGCCCCUGGAGCUGGAGGUGGGACAUUGGCAUCUAUAUCAGGAAGACUAGCUGGACUGGGUCUAAGUAGAUUCGUACCCGUACCUUCCCCCGUCAAUGUCAAUUCUACGAGUCAAGGUUCACCAUUACCUUCAAGAAGUAUAUCUCUACCUGAAACGGGAUCACCAAUGAUCAUCCAUGGACAAGCGGGAAAUGCAAAUGUGAUAUUAUCAGAGAAGAGUAGGCAGAAACAACCCUUGAAAAGAGCGACUUUCGUUUUGCCCAGCCUUAGCAUAACGUAUCCUAUCAGCUCACAGGCAGAGCCAUGGUCAGCGAAGGUAAUAGAGGAUAGGAAGAGGAUCGAAUCCAACCACAGAUCACUCUUAUCGUCAAGCUGCGGACCGCAGUACUGGACCUCGCAGCGGCUGGUCACGCUAUACGAAAGUGCAUGUAGAGGGAGAGAAGAGAGGCCGAGAGUGGGGAUAGUCAGAGCCUUGGAGACAAUUCCGCCUCCCCCUAAAAUCCGUCAUAUCCACAUAAUCCUUCGUCCCGUCGACCACACCACAAUCGGCAUAACCCUCCCACCAGGCAGUCCCAACACUCUAGAUGUCCCCUUCACUCGCUACUCUGCUGAAUCGUUCGCAGACGUUCUAUCUGCAGAAUGGGGGUUGAUGGAAUUGAAGUUGGAGAAUGGGCUGUUAGAAACUGAAGAUAGCUUGAAACCUAUCUUGCAUGCUUUGUUGAUAUCUGGAACUUUACCUAAUCUGAGUUUGGCGGGGAAUAAGAAGAUUAAAGUGGGAGGGUGGAGGUUGUUGGCUGUCUUCUUGAAGAGGGCACGAUCACUUCGCUAUAUCGAUCUGUCAGAGACAACCUGGGACAAGAAAGGUAUCGAGUACCUAGUUCAAGCUCUCACAUCCGCUCAGAUCAAAGCUCCGCCUGAGAAUGGUGUCUCUCCAGACCCAAGUCAAUCCGAUCCAUCACAGAUCGCUGAGACCGAACAAGCUGGAGCGAGGCAGGAGAACGGAGAUGUCGAGAAACCCUCCACGGACGCCUAUGGCAGCUUCAUACCGCCUGCUCCGUUGCUUAAAGAAAAUGAUCAGAGUAGUACACCUGCUGCGGUCCAGACGCUGCGUCUAGAUGGAUGUGGGCUGAGAGCAAAUGUCAUGGAGACUCUUGCCCAAGGAGUCCGCAACUCCGAUCUCAAGAACAUCUCCCUCCGUCGUAAUAGGAUCGGACCUCUCGGUGCAGUUGCGCUAGCUCUGAUGAUUCGUGAUUACCCCGAUUCAGCUUUGACCAUGUCAUCCUUAUCACCUGGAUUAUCAUCUACGCCUUCCGCCCAAUCACCUUUGCUCCUACCGGUCGACGCUGCACCGUCAACACCUACGCCAUUACCCUACUCCGCUAGAGUCAGAAAGCCUCAACCUGCUCUACCAGAUGACGAGCGAGAUCUGCCACCGAUACCACUAGUCGUAUCAUCAGCUACGGGAGGUGUGACAUCUCGGACUGUUCCAGAGGGCUACAGGCCACCUCCUCCUCCGAAGGAUCCCCUUGUUAUGCCUGCGGGAGGUAAUUCUACCAUGCAAGACGCAGGCAACUUCACCAGCCCGGAGGGUAAAACAUCGAAUGCCGAUCUGGGAGGCGCGAGCAUGGCUUUGCAGCGGAGUGUGAGAGCUCUAGAUGGGAUAGAGAGGAUUGGAAGGCUGUUGACGCUGGACCUGAAGUCGAAUGAGAUCAAGAACGGUGUCAACUAUAUCGCUCAAGUACUCAAACGAAAUCGAACUCUCAAAGUACUCAACCUAAGUGAUAAUCAAAUCGGACCCUCCGGCCUAGUCGCUCUGGCUGAAGCGUUAAAAUACAACUCUACUCUCGAAACGUUAGAUCUCAGCUCCAAUCCAUGUUGUGGGCCUUCCAUGGCCGGGAUCUCAUCUCUGAGAACCACAUUCACAGUCAACACAUCGCUCAAAAGAUUGUUUUUAUCUGAUACAGGUCUAACUACCGAGGGAGCCAUCUCGUUAGCUGAAUUCUUACCUGAAUCGAAAUCACUCUUGCAUCUCGACCUCACCGACAAUCCUCUCAUAGAAACUGCCGGUAUCUUGGCCAUUAGCGUUGGGCUGAAAUCGAACAAAUUGAUUAGAUGUCUUGAUUUGACUGUACGAUCAAAUGAUGAAGACCUAUCGGAACUGAGCCAGAAUAUCUUACAGCUCUGUAUAAGGAAUACCGAAUUGGCUGCUGAAUCGGUAUCAGGUGAAAGUAACAAGGUCAAGGUGCAAAGGCAUAAACAAGAGGUUAUUUGGGAACCUAUCAAGAAGUCCAAUUUGGUCAAACAGAUAAAAGAAUUGGAUGAAUUGGAAAAAGAAAGGAAAAGAUUGGAGAUCAUGCAAUCCCCUCAAGGUCAAGCUAGGGAAUACGUCUAUACACUUAAACCGGAUCGAAUUCAAAAAGUCGCUGAAGAUGUGAUUAGAGAUUUGACCAGAUGGUAUGCUGCAGGAAAGGUUUAUAACACUGCUAGAAACAAGAAUGGAUGGACAUGGGAACCUGAUCAAUUGCCUCGAGAUGAGUUCUCGAUGUUAUAUGAACGAGCUAAAGUAUUGAAAGAACGGUUGAUCGAACAGAUUCAAGAUCCGUCGAUUAAUUCUGAUGGAGUAGAUCUAGAAAGAUUGUUAUCGCUCAAUGAUGAAUUGGAGAAUAUCAUUUCCAAUGGAAGGAAAUUCAACCCACCGCCAAGAUUGCUACUACCUUCUCAGAUCAUCCCCACAUACGAACAAUCACCUUUACCUCAACGCACUUCCACACCCACAUCCGCAUCGACAGGAUCACCGGCGAGAUUGUACCCACAACAUCAACGUCGACAUAUGCGAAUUUCAUCUACCGAAAUAUCAAGUCCUAAUUUCUCAAUCGGUGAUUCGGAUAAUGAUUCUGAUCCUGAAGAGAUUGAUGAGAAGUCCUUCACUUCUAAUAAUGCAACUCCGACUAAAUCCACCACUAUCACUAGUGGGGGAAGUAGGAAUGUGACGCCUAUCACAAAGUUGAAUUUGACCUCGAAUUCGAAUUCUGGAUUGGGUUUAGGUUCGAUAGCCAUUGAAAGAUCAGAAGAUGCAGACCAGGAAGAAGGGAUAUUUGAGAAACAGGAGAAUGAAGCUUCACCUUCUACUGGAUUAUUACCUGUCAAUUCACAGGAAGCAGACCAAGAUUUCUUGGAUGACUUGACUAGUCCGACCGAAAAAGCUAGUAGAGCUUGGGUAGAGGAGGAAGGUGAGAUUUUCAGAAAAGGAAGUAAACUUGGUGUGGUGGACGAAGGGGAUGACACGUUAGGUGAAGAGAAGGAAGAUGUAAGUGGUGAAGAAUUAAGAAAAGAGAUACUGGAAACUCCCGUAGCUAGAAGUACAGUCAGACGAGUUAUCCCUGUUGAAGAAGGUGAACAGGGGGAGGAGGAGAAUGAAGAUGGUGAGGAGGGAACAAUCGCUGUUGAGGACGUUGAUAAAACUUAG